AUGUAUCCUGGCUUUGGCCAAAAUUUCGAUGCUCAAACGCGUCGCAGUUUCCCUCCUCAGGCUGAUGACCAGUAUCCAGAGCUACCCACUCUACCAUCGUCAUCGACUGCCGCGUACUAUCCCGCCACUUCUUCCCAUCCGCAAUUAUCAUUCUCCAAUCAACCCAUGUAUCAAGAACCCUUUGGGACCUUCCUGCCGCCGCCAGUGACUGCCGCGGACCAGAGCCAUCGUGACUAUCGUCUCGCCACCUUUAACGCUAACCAUCUGCCUCCCUCAUCGUUUUCCAGCCAGCCCCCCUUUGGGCCCCCAAUGUCAUUCCCCGAUCCAAUUCUUCGUCCCGACUUCUUCGAUUCGUCCACGCCCCAAUAUCGUAGUCCAUCCCAGGACGUACCACCUUACUGGGACUCCGCAGUGUUGUCUAAUAUACCAUUUGAUACAUACUACAAUUCGGUCGCUCAGGAUCAGCCUCAAGACUUCCUGUCCAUUGAUCGGCUCUCUACGAUGCCUCCAGGCGGAGAUGACAUACCCCCGCUCGGUGACCCCCUACCUGUUCUGUUACCUCCCAAUGAGCCACGUCCGCAGCCUGUCGGACGUUCGGUACCUGACUCUCUUCCGAUCCGUCAGUCUGGGUCACGAAGUCGCCCACUCCAAUUUCACCCAUACAACCGCUCGUCCCAGUUAAAGCUAAGGGGCGUAGCAAUAAACAAUGAUAUUCCGGAUGGGGGCAAGCCCCUGCAGCCCAAACCAUCCCGUAUCGGACCGUCGCUCUACGAUGAGGACAACUCAACUCAUCAAACCAUAUUCAACAACACUACCGACACACUCAUCAGAUCCGCGUUGAACAACAAUCCUUUCUUGUUCGAGCAAGAAAGAAAGCAGCAGGCCCUGGACGCGCUAAUUAGUUCAGCAUCUGAGUUUGAGAAAGAUCACGGGAAGCAAUGGGCCACAGACAACCUGGGGGAAUUCUAUAGAUCAACUACGCCGCCAUCCGCGAGCAUCAUGUCGAGCUGUAAGAAGGUCGCGCGUGGACUAGUCCAACACGGGUAUGGGCUACGUCCCUCAGUCUGGUUGCGUACCUCCGAAAUCCAGCACCAGGUACAGAUGGUGGAGAAUCUCACCGCUUCAUUCCCCCCGGAAUUUAUAUUCGAGAAGGAUGAUUCUGAUAAGCGGUGGGCGUUCGAGAACCGGGUGGUCUUAGACGUCGUUUUGAACACCAUCACGGACCUCGGAUACUCGUCGUACCUAACAGAUCUCAAGAGCAUCACCUGCACAGCUUGCGCGGCUGUUCUUUGCGCCCUGAAGGAGCGAUCAAGUGGGAGGUUCGCGAGGAUAGAAUUUGUGGUCUCGCAAUACAAAGAGGAAUAUGAAUCAUUCAUGAAUUACAUCGAAACCGUUAUCCUACCAGACCCAGAGCUAUCUGCUCGGUGGGAAGAGUUCACUGUACUCGUCUUUGAUACAUUGAACACCAUUUGCUCGUAA
Molecule: messenger RNA, 1479 nt
Organism: Suillus clintonianus
Lineage: Eukaryota; Fungi; Basidiomycota; Agaricomycetes; Boletales; Suillaceae
Exons: 3
Coding region: 1-1479 (492 amino acids)
Source: RefSeq, a predicted model, not a curated record